This is a messenger RNA of Bombyx mandarina (wild silkworm), 762 nucleotides long. RefSeq names its product THO complex subunit 6 (gene thoc6). Gene Ontology annotation, biological process: mRNA export from nucleus. The record is from RefSeq and is a predicted model, not a curated record. Gene Ontology annotation, cellular component: transcription export complex; THO complex. NCBI's taxonomy places the organism in Eukaryota, Metazoa, Arthropoda, Insecta, Lepidoptera, Bombycidae. Gene Ontology annotation, molecular function: protein binding.
UUCAAUUAAAAUAUUGCAUGGCAUCUAGAAAAACUGACGAAGUAGUCUAGUUUCUGAGCAAACACAUUUAAAACUUUUACCAUGUUGAAUAAAAUGUUGUUUAACACUGUUUUAUCUCAGACUUUAUCGCCGUGUGGUAAAUAUUUAGUAGCCGGCAAUAUUUAUGGAGAUCUUGCUGUAUUUGACCUAGAUCGUAUUUUAAAUCCAGUACUAGAAUUAUUAUCUGUUGAAUACAACAAACCAAAACAUAUACAUUCUAUAGAUUCAAAAAAACAGAUUUGUAGUCUAGUUUCAACGGAAAAAUUCCUUAUAAUUGGUACCGUUAAUGAAAUAUGCGGAUGGGACUGGAAGGCUGUUGUUUCUGUUAAAUUAUCAAAACCUGUAUGGAGCAUAAAGAUUCCUUCCCAAACUUUUUUGGACUACAACGAUGUGAACUGCAUGUGGCUAUCUCAAGACAGUGAGAAGCUGUAUGCUGGUUGUGGAGACAAUAAUGUGUAUGUGUUUAAUUUGGAAGAUGGGAGCCUUAUUUCAACUUAUAAGGGACAUAAUAAUUUUAUUCAUUCUAUUCAUGGAAAAAACCAACAGAUUAUUUCAGCAGGCGAAGAUGGUUUGGUUAUGCUUUGGGAUACUAGAAGUGGAAAAUCACACAAUAAAUUGGAACCACACACUAAUAAUAAGGUCAGCAGACCUGAUAUUGGCAAGUGGAUUGGCUCAGCAGCUCUAGGAGAUGACUGGAUUGGAAAUUACAUCAUAAUAUUGUGA